This is a messenger RNA of Drosophila serrata, 588 nucleotides long. It is a transcript of the gene COX6B, whose product is annotated as Cytochrome c oxidase subunit 6B. Lineage: Eukaryota; Metazoa; Arthropoda; Insecta; Diptera; Drosophilidae. The record is from RefSeq and is a predicted model, not a curated record. Gene Ontology annotation, cellular component: mitochondrion; respiratory chain complex IV.
CGUCAGGGACUCGUGAAAUUCUCGACAGUUGAAAAUUUUUCGUCGUACUCUCAGAACAACAAAGCAGCGACAAGUCGUCCGACAGCAGCAACAUGUCCGCCUAUAAGCUGGAGACCGCCCCCUUCGAUCCGCGUUUCCCCAACCAGAACGUGACCCGCUACUGCUACCAGUCGUACAUCGACUUCCACCGCUGCCAAAAGAAGCGCGGCGAGGACUUUGCUCCCUGCAACUACUUCCAGAAGGUGUACAAGUCGAUGUGCCCCAACGCCUGGGUGGAGAAGUGGGACGAUCAGCGCGAGAGCGGCACAUUCCCAGGCCGCAUCUAAGUACGGUCCGGCCACCUCAUCCAAAACACCCGAACCAGAAACAGAAGCACACGCAGAGAAGCAACACGAUCGGUGGACGAUGGGCGUAGAGCGGCGCAAGGGAGGAGGCAAAGGAGGACAGGAGGUUGUCUAGCGUCCCAGCCAUUGCAACAAUUCCUAGACAGAAUAGUUUCAUGUAUGUGCUUUCCCGAGCGGUGAAUGAAGACCAUCAUCGACAAAUACAAAAACAAAUACACAAUUGUUCAAUUCUGUGAAUUCUGAA